Aspergillus sclerotioniger CBS 115572 is the source of this 1962-nucleotide messenger RNA. RefSeq names its product C2H2-type zinc finger protein. The record is from RefSeq and is a predicted model, not a curated record. Gene Ontology annotation, biological process: regulation of transcription by RNA polymerase II. Gene Ontology annotation, molecular function: RNA polymerase II cis-regulatory region sequence-specific DNA binding; DNA-binding transcription factor activity, RNA polymerase II-specific. Bases 1 to 1962 code for a protein of 653 amino acids. The transcript is spliced from 2 exons. NCBI's taxonomy places the organism in Eukaryota, Fungi, Ascomycota, Eurotiomycetes, Eurotiales, Aspergillaceae.
AUGUCUUCAUUCUUACCUGUGAAUAAUAUCUCUUCGCCACCAGACCGCGUCAUGGAGGAAGCGACAACGUCUUCCACACCUCGACCUCAUCCCAAAGCCGGAUCAGUCUCACAAGACACUAUACAAUCUCUGGGUGCCGCCCAUGACGAGAGUACCCCUCGGAAUAUUAGCAUCGAUGACUCUCACCAUGCCGACUCCCAAGGGAGCGCAUCGCUAACCUCAGAGGAUCCCAUGCACGGUGAGUCGGACGAAGGCUCCGACCAUGAGGCGGAAACUAAGGGAGGCGCGCCACCCUCGAAGAAGAAGAAAGGUCAACGGUUCUACUGCACAGACUUUCCGCCAUGUAACCUGAGCUUUACUCGAAGUGAACAUCUCGCCCGUCACAUUCGCAAACACACCGGGGAACGUCCGUUUCAGUGCCACUGUUCUCGUCGCUUCUCUCGACUCGAUAACCUACGACAGCAUGCUCAAACUGUACAUGUCAACGAGGAGAUCCCUGGCGAUUCCCUCGCCGCCACCGGGACGCGCUUCCAGCGCCAAAUCCGGACCGAUCGUGUACGGCCCCAGGGGCGAGCCAGAGCAGGGACGGCAGGCAGCCAGGGAACCCAUAGCAGAGGUCACAGUCGAAACCUAUCCGCGUCUAGCAUCACAUCUACUGCGUCUACAUUCAGUCAGCCCCAGGAGCUUCGCCGUCGACCUGCACCCUUGAUGAUGGCAAACGACAGAGCGCGUCUGAUGGAGCAGAUGGAUGCCCCUAGCACUCCUCCAGCCCGGGGGCUUCCUGGUCCGACAGCGGGUGGAUCUCCCUACACACCAUCCCAUCACGUCUUCUCGGCCGGCGGUAACGGCAGUCCGCAUGUAGCUUCGCCGAUCUCUACAGCGUCGCAGGCAUCGGGCUUUUGGGAAGGCAAGACUGCCGCCCGGCGCCUAUCUGUUCCCACGGGUGCAAACCCAUUCGCCUCGCAGCAUGUCAACGUCUACCCACCUGGUUAUGUCGCGACGCAGGCGUAUGCUCCCCAUGGGAGCGUCUACGCAAGCCCUGUCAACUCAACCUACUCACUCGCCCGCGACGAAACAAGCCACAGUGCUACCGAUACUGAUCUCCGGAGACGAACUUGGCAUCCUUCAACUUGGUCAGCGGUUCCUCGACCUGCUACGAGUGGCCUCAGCAACUACCAGACACCUGAGGUGUUCAAGCCAUCGUUUAGCAACGGGUCGACCGAGCAGCCGCCGCGGCUGCCAGGCAUUGAGAGCUUUGACAAGGUGGUGGCUCAGCGACCUUUGACUCCUCCAGUCCGGCGAUCGAGUCCGAUGCAAAUCGACAACCCCAACAAACCGCCUCCGAAUUAUAACUUUGGGGGUGGCUUCAACUAUACCCAGCCCGCAAAACGACCGGCGCCGCCGAUCUCUGGCCCUGGACACCGACGUGGCCAUGUCUCUUGGGACAUGUCAUUGCACACCAACCUCACCGGGCUGCACAUCAGAGACAAGCCUGCACAGCGGGACGCCUCAAACUGGAGCCAACAAACCAUCGCCGAGCUUCACAAUGUGGGCUCUCGACCGUCGUCUUCCUACCAACAGCAGUUUCAAGAGUACCGAGGGCAUGGGCACGCUCCCUCGUAUAGUAAUGCUACCUCGAGCUCUCAGGCAACGCGAACUUCGCCCGAGGACUCCAGUAGCAGCGAAGGGGUCCACACCCCCUCCACGGCCUCUCUCGAAUACCAUCCGGCUAUUGUGCACAACAACGGAUACGUGGAGCCGCACCAUCCUCCAUUCUCCUCGGAUACCUCUCAUGCAGCUUGUCCCCCUCUUCCUCCACAGUCUGAUAGUUACCAUGGCAAACAUGAUCCACGGACCGAAUUUCUUCCGCACUCUGCGCGAGAACCUGGAAUGGGUCGACUGGAAGCGCUAGUUGCGGUUGCUACGAGCGAGAACAAGGGUGCUGCGAAGUUGUUUCUCUGA